AUGCUGCCCCGCCGCGCCCCGGCGCCCGGUGCGCAGCUGCCGCCCGCGCCCGCCCUGCUGCUGCUGCCGCUGCUGCUCGGCGCGGGGCCCCGCAGCGGCUGUCUGGCCAGCCCGGUGCCCGCCGCGUCCUUGUCCGUGUCGGGGCCAUGCGGCGCACAGCCCUGCCGGAACGGGGGUGUGUGCGCCCCGCGCCCCGCGCCCGGCCCGCAGUCCCCGGCCGCCGCCGGCGACCCCGGCUACAGCUGCACCUGCCCCGCCGGGAUCUCUGGCGCCAACUGCCAGUUUGUUGCGGAUCCUUGCGCCAGCAACCCGUGUCACCAUGGCAACUGCAGCAGCAACAGCAGCGAUGGCUACCUCUGCAUUUGCAGUGAAGGCUAUGAAGGUCCAGUCUGUGAACAGGCACUUCCCAGUGUCCCCGUCUCUGGCUGGACGGAGUCCAUGGCACCCAGACAGCUUCAGCCUGUCCCCACCACCCAGGAGCCUGACAUAAUCCUGCCCCGCUCUCAGGCCACCAUCACCCUGCCAACGUGGCAGCCGAAAACUGGGCAGAAAGUUGUAGAAAUGAAAUGGGAUCAAGUGGAGGUGACUCCAGAUAUUGCCUGUGGGAAUGCCAGUUCUAACAGCUCUGCGGGUGGCCGUCUGGUGUCCUUCGAAGUGCCACAGAACACUUCAGUCAAAAUUCGUCAAGAUGCCACUGCCUCACUGAUUUUGCUGUGGAAGGUCACGGCCACGGGAUUUCAACAGUGCUCCCUCAUAGAUGGACGGAGCGUGACCCUCCUCCAGACUCCCGGGGGCCUCGUCCUCUUGGAGGAGAUGCUUGCCUUGGGGCCCAAUCACUUCAUCGGUUUUGUGAAUGAUUCUGUUACUAAAUCUAUCGUGGCUUUGCGCUUGACUCUGGUGGUGAAGGCCAGCACCUGCGUGCCAGGGGAGAGGCGCGCAAACGACUUGGAGUGCUCGGGAAGAGGAAGAUGCACCACGAAGCCAUCAGAGGCAACGUUUUCGUGUAACUGUGAUGAUCAGUACACGGGUACUUUCUGUGAAGAAUUUGACGCCUGCCAGAGGAAACCCUGCCAGAACAAUGCGAGCUGUGUUGAUGCGAAUGAAAAGCAAGAUGGGGGCAACUUCACCUGUGUUUGCCUUGCUGGUUAUACUGGAGAGCUUUGCCAAUCCAAGAUUGACUAUUGUAUCCUAGACCCAUGCAGAAACGGAGCAACCUGCAUUUCUAAUCUCAGUGGAUUCACCUGCCAGUGUCCGGAAGGCUACCUGGGCUCUGCCUGCGAGGAGAAGGUGGACCCAUGCGCCUCGGGGCCCUGCCAGAACAACGGGACCUGCUACGCCGACGGGCUGCGCUUUGGCUGCAGCUGCAGCGCGGGCUUCACGGGCCCAGCCUGCGCGCAGCUCGUGGACUUCUGUGCGCUCAACCCCUGCGCCCAUGGCACGUGCCGCAGCGUGGGCACCAGCUAUAAAUGCCUCUGUGACCCAGGCUACCAUGGCCUCUACUGUGAGGAGGAAUAUGACGAGUGCCUCUCUGCCCCGUGCCUGAAUGCUGCCACCUGCAGGGACCUUGUCAACGGCUAUGAGUGCGUGUGCCUGGCAGAGUACAAAGGAAUCCACUGUGAAUCCUACAAGGACCCCUGUGCUAACGUCAGCUGUCUGAACGGAGGCACCUGUGACAGUGAAGGCCUAAAUGGCACAUGUGUCUGCGCACCUGGGUUUACAGGUGAAGAGUGUGACGUCGACAUCAAUGAAUGUGACAGUAACCCCUGCCAUCACGCCGGUACCUGCCUGGACCAGCCCAAUGGUUAUACAUGCCACUGCGCACGUGGCUGGGUGGGAGCAAACUGUGAAAUCCACCUCCAGUGGAAGUCCGGGCACGUGGCGGAGAGUCUCACCAAUAUGCCCCGGCACUCCCUCUACAUCAUCAUCGGCGCGCUCUGCGUCGCCUUCAUCCUGAUGCUCAUCAUCCUGAUUGUGGGGAUUUGCCGCAUCAGCCGCAUCGAGUACCAGGGCUCUUCCAGGCCGGCCUACGAGGAGUUCUACAACUGCCGCAGCAUCGACAGCGAGUUCAGCAAUGCCAUCGCCUCCAUCCGGCAUGCCAGGUUUGGAAAGAAAUCCCGGCCUGCGAUGUAUGAUGUGACCCCCAUCGCCUAUGAGGAUUACAGCCCCGAUGACAAGCCCUUGGUCACACUGAUUAAAACAAAAGAUUUGUAA
This is a messenger RNA of Physeter macrocephalus (sperm whale), 2211 nucleotides long. It is a transcript of the gene DNER, whose product is annotated as delta/notch like EGF repeat containing. NCBI's taxonomy places the organism in Eukaryota, Metazoa, Chordata, Mammalia, Artiodactyla, Physeteridae. The coding region runs from base 1 to 2211 and encodes 736 amino acids. Gene Ontology annotation, molecular function: Notch binding; calcium ion binding. The transcript has 13 exons. The record is from RefSeq and is a predicted model, not a curated record.